GCGCAGUUGCUUAUUAUAAUAUUUUUGUCAAAAUUUGCCAAGAUUUAUCCCCUUUGGCACCUCUUACUCGACCAGCUGAGCUAGACCCAACGACGAAUCUAACUUAUUGUAUUUGAAAAGAGACUAGGCAAAUGCAUGGUUGGCAACUGGCAACCGCCAUCGUUCUUCGGCCUCAUCAUGAGAAACCCUCCUCGUUGCUCUGUGUCGUCGCUCGAUUUGUCUUUGGCCUUCAAAUCCACAGCGACGACAACCGAGCGGGCGUCGGGGGGAGAAGGAUUAUCGGCGUCUUCCUGCAGAUUGUAUGAGUGCAACUACUGCCACCGGAACUUCUACAGCUCACAGGCGCUCGGGGGACACCAGAACGCUCAUAAGAGGGAACGCUUCGUCGCCAAACGAGCAAUGAGUAGAGCAGCCGUUUUGCUCUCCUCCCUGCGCAGGUCUAACAAUGACAGUAAUAGUAAUGCCGCCUCCGCCUUCCGGCAAAUGAUGAUGAGGCAGCGGCAGCGGCAGAGGGCGGGGCUUGUUUUCGGUCCCGGGAAUUGGAAUCACUUGAAAAACGAUGCUGCGAAUUGUUCAGAAAUGAGAACACCAUUUGGGAGCAAGGGUGAUGAUGACGAGGACGACGACGACCAGUGUGUGCCGCCUGAUCUCACACUCAGGCUUUAAUUUAAUUAACAACAAAAGUUAAUUAAUUUACCAGUUUUAG
Cuscuta campestris is the source of this 706-nucleotide messenger RNA. Lineage: Eukaryota; Viridiplantae; Streptophyta; Magnoliopsida; Solanales; Convolvulaceae. The record is from the annotation of a GenBank genome assembly.